Maudiozyma barnettii is the source of this 1122-nucleotide messenger RNA. RefSeq names its product Ies2p (gene IES2). Gene Ontology annotation, cellular component: Ino80 complex. NCBI's taxonomy places the organism in Eukaryota, Fungi, Ascomycota, Saccharomycetes, Saccharomycetales, Saccharomycetaceae. The record is from RefSeq and is a predicted model, not a curated record. The coding region runs from base 1 to 1122 and encodes 373 amino acids. The transcript has a single exon.
AUGGCUAAACUUGAGGAGGAUACAGCAAGUAAUUACGAUGAUGAGUUCGAAGAAGGAGAAGAGAUCGAUGACUAUGAAGAAAAAGAAGAUUACGCCGAGGAUGAUGAAGAGUAUCUAGAGGAUGAACCAAGUAAGAAAGGGAACAGUAAGAGGAAAGCUCCUUCUAGAGUCUCGUCCAGUGACAACAAACGAUUACGUGGAAGCACAUCUGCAUCUGAAUCAUCGGUAUCCACAAUAGCUGAUCGAGUAAUAACUGAAGAAGGUGAUGAUGAUGACGCAGAGGAUGAUGAUGAUGAUGAUGAUGAUGAUGAUGAUGAUGAUGAUAAUGAUGAUGCAGAGGAUGAAGUGGAUGAAGUGGAUGAAGUGGAUGAAGUGGAUGACGAGGAUGACGAUGAAAUUAUUCGUAGUUCGAACAGAAGAGCUCAGGCACGUCAAGUCGUAGAAGUAGACGGUGCAAAGGAUGAUGAUGAGCACGUGGAAGAAGAACCUGAGGAAGAAGAAGAAGAAGAAGAUCAAGAAGACGUACCUGAGGAACAAGUAGAAGAAGAGACAGAUACAGUCGAACAAGCAGAAAAUGAUGACGGGGAAGAAAUAGAAGAAGAUGACGAUGAAGGACCUGAAAUUGAACUUGAAGAAGAUGAAGACGAAGAACCUGGAAUUGCAGAAGAUGACGAUGAAGACGAAGAUGAACAACCAAUAGCGGGUUCAGAGGUCGACGAUACAGAAGAGUCAAAAGAUGAGCCUAAGCCUGUAGUGAGAAGCAAAAUGUUGAUGAGUAUACUGGCAGAUGGCGUGCAACACAAGAAAGAACUUACCGCUGAAGAAAUACAACUACGAAGAGAAGAGAACUCUCGUAAAAGAAAGAAUUUAAAGGAGAAACGACUGGAAGAAGAGAAAAGAGACACAAUCAACAAGUUACUGAAGAGACGUGCUGGUAAAUACAAAGAACGUAACAAAGGUAAUGCAGGGUCUUCUGGAUCCACUGCAAAUGGCGCCAAGGCUAAUGACGACGAUGAUGAUGAUGAGAUGUCAGACUUCGUGAAACCAAGAAGACCUUACAGUUCGCAAGGUAUGAUACGGACAAUUCGCUCAACCGACGCAGACCUCUACUGUACCUUCUAA